Molecule: messenger RNA, 21693 nt
Organism: Closterium sp. NIES-65
Lineage: Eukaryota; Viridiplantae; Streptophyta; Zygnematophyceae; Desmidiales; Closteriaceae
Source: the annotation of a GenBank genome assembly
AUGAUGGGAUCCGGCGUAGUAGCCGAGUCACACCCCCUGCCCCCUCAUGCCAUUUUCUCCCCCCGCCCCUACCCUCCUCGUGCCCGAUCUCUUGCCGCCUCUUUUGACCCUCCCUGCCCCCCUCGCCGCCUCUUCCUUCCUCUCGCCGACCCACUCCACUCCCUAACCCCUCCUCAAUCCGCACCCUGCCCCUCGUAUCUCGCCCCCCUAUGCUUGGUUUCUCCCCUCCCUGCCCCUCGCCGCCUUUCCCUGCUCCCCACCUCCCCCUCUCCCUGCCCCCCCCCCUUUCCCCCCCCCUUGUCCUUGGCUUCCUACCUCCCUGCCUCACCUUUCCCCCCUCCGUGUGCUCAGCUUCUCCCCUCUCUGCUCCUCCCUCCUCCCCGCCCUGCCCCUCAAUUUCCGCCCCUGCCACGCCCGGUUUCUCCCCUCCCCGCGCCUCCCUUUCUUUCUCCGUGCCUCUCCUUUGCUCCCUCCCUGCCCCCGCCUGCCCAUGCCCCUGUCUUUGGCUUCUCCCCUCCCUGCCCCACGUUUCUUCCCUCCCUGCCCCCCGUCUGCCCCUCCCUUGUUUUCCCCUCACCCAUUGCUUCUCUCCUCCCUGCCCUUGAUUUCCCACACCCCUGCCCUCGUUUCCUAUCAUCCAUGCCCCUCGUUUCCCCCCUUUGUACGUUCAGCCUCUUCCCUCCCUGCCCCUCCCUUCCUCCCCCCCUGCCCUUUGCUCUCCCCUCGUUACGCUCCCUUCUCCCCAUCCCUGCUGCCCUCUUACCACCAUCAGCCCAUCCCCACGACCAGCCCCCCUCCCACCCUUCAAUCCCCCCCUCCCUCUCUCUCUCUCUCUCUCUCUCUCUCUCUCUCUUUCUCACACACACACACACACGCACACUCCCCUCCCCCACCCCCCCCCACCUACAUCCUCCCAUUCUGCCCCUCCCUGCCCCUUUCCCACCCCCUCGCACGCCCCUCACCUCCCACCUCCGUGCAACUGGUUUCCCCCCUAUGGUGCCACCCUUGCAUCGCUCGCCCCUCUGCUCACCCUCUGCCCGCCCCUUUUCCGUGCCCUCAGUUGGCCCAGCCCCUGCCCGUUGCUGCCCCUCCCCUUGCCCCCUCAACUCCCCUGCCCCCCGUACACCCCAAGUCCCAUCCAACCGCCCCCACCCUCCCCCGGCUGCCCGUUUCCGCUCUCCACCCCCGCGACCGUGUGCGGCUUCCAACCGCCCAACGGUGGUGCGCACGGGGCGUUUCUUCGCAUGGGCAAGCCUCCCCGGGGGCCCCCCACCCCGCUGGGUCGUUCAUUACCGCCCCUCUCCCCUUAUCCCCCACCACGCCCCCAAGCAGGCCUUUCUCCCCCCAGCCCCCCCCACCUACCCCAGCCUCCCUCUACCUCUCCCUAACUCCACGCUGCCGUUCCUACCCCCAGCCAGGGUCUACACCCCUUGCUUUUGCUCCCUGUGCUGUGCCGUCCCCAACCUCUGUCCGCCUUUCCGCGGCACCAGACCGCCUCUCCCUCCCCCAGCCAACCUCUGCACCCCCUGUUCCUGCCCCUUGUGCCUUCCAACACCCUACCCCAACCCCCCCCAGUCUCCCCCUUCUCCAACACCCUCCAUAUUUCCUCCCCCCUGGGGCUCGCCCAUCCGCAGCGCCUCCUUUCGGUGCCCUCUCGGCCCUCCCACGUUCUCACCCCCCGCCCUCCAACCUUCUCAUUACCCGCUACCAGGCUCACGCCAACCCGACUACCCACUACCCUUUGCCCCUUCCUCUCUGUUCCCCACCCUUCCUCCCCCACUUGGCUCCACCUGCCCACCCCCACCUCCCGUGGAAUUCUGCCCUGCCCUCCCCACCUCUGGCCCACCACCUGUCCCCACACCCUGCUCACCCACCACUACAUCACCCCCGCCCCCCCACCCCCACUACAGCCCGCCAACACUUCCCCUCUCAACCGGCCCCCAGCCCGCCCCCCCCUUGGGCCCCAAUCCCCUCCAACUGUCAGGCCCCCUCUACCCUCUCUUCCACUCACUGCGCACCGCUUUCCCCACCCUUUUUCCAUUUCCCCAAGCUAACCCCCCGCACCCCGGCCUCUGCCAGGGAGUUCCUUCCCCCUUGGACGCCCUCUUGAGCCAACUCCAGCAACUCACACCGCCACCGCCAGGCAUGCUGCCUCUAUUACUUGUGAAAACACGUAAUCCUACUAGCACCCCCAAGCACAUAGAAGCGGGAGGGGGCAGAGCCAGGGGGGAACUUGCAGCUAACACUACACGGGAAGGGAUAAGUGAAUGUGUGUGCAAAGGAGCAGCAGAGGCUGCAGAGGAUGGGGCAGCAAAGGCUGCACGGGAAGGGGCAAUGGGGGGUGUGGGGGAAGGGGCAGCAGAGGUUGCAGAGGAAAGGGCAGCAGAGGCUGCAAGGGAAGGGGCAGCAGCGGCUGCACGGGAAAGGGCGGCAGAGGCUGCACGGGAAGGGGCGGCAGGGACCGUGACUCUGGCCAGGCAAAGGGCAGAGGCCAUGGAGACAGGUUUUGCAGGAGUAGGGGCCACGGAACCUGCAGCUACUGCAGCAGUCGAGGCUGCAAGGACUGCAGCAGGAGCGACAGAGGCCACAGUGGGGGCCGGUACAGGGGGAGGUGCUACGGGUGCAGCGGGGAAGGGGGUAACGGGGACUGGUGUGAGGGAGAGUGCUGCCUCGGUUGUAGCAAGAGAGGGUACGGCAGGGGCUAGAGUGGGAGAAGGGACAGCAGUGGCCUCAAAGGCAGAAGGUGAGGCUGCAGCUGAAGCAGCAGGGAGGGCCAUAGCACGGCCAGUAGGGGCGGCAGGGGCCGCAGCAAACGCGGGGAAACACACAGCAGGGCCGGCAGAGACCGCAAAAGGGGCUAGCAGUAAAGCGGCAGCAGGCGGGGUGGGCUCGGGGGACAUAGGGGCAACAGGGGAAGGAGAGGUGAGUGUGGUCCCGACCGGGGUGGGCACGGAAGAGGGGGAUGUGAUAGCGAUAGAGGAGGAUGAGGGAGAGGAUGUGAUGCACAUUGACGGGCCACUGGCCCAAUACCUCACGCCUGACGGUGAGGCCGACCCGGCCCCCCUGCAGCCUCACGUCGAGGUUCCCCCUCUACCCCCCAUGCCCGUCCACAUGCUAGCAGAAGGACCGAUGGAGGGGCUGGGGGAGACCUUGAGGACAGAGCCGCACGAGGGAGCCCCCAUCCUCACCUCCCGUCCUCCAGCCCACCCACCCCCAGGAGCACCAUUUCCCCACCCCCACCCUCAGGUCCCGGUAGUAUCCAGGGGGGCAGCCAAGGCCCUGGCCUUCUUGGCGGAGCCGUGCUCCCCGACCCCCACGUUGCUCCAUGGCCAGCCCCCCUCUCCGUCCCCAACCCCUGACCCCACGGUUGCAGGCGGUCCACCGGGAGAGCACGCGGGUGCGACAAGAGCAGAGUCACCCGAGGGCACCCCUUCUCUCACCUCUCACCCCUCCCCGCCCCUUCCCUCACUCCUCCCCUCACCCCCAAGGGCAGCACACCUCUGCCCCCACCCUCAGGGGCUCCUUAGAGCACCACGUGGAGCAGCCAGGGCUCUGGCCUUCCUAGAGGAGCCAUGCUCCCCGACCCCUACCAACACCCAGCCACCCCCUACCGGCCCACUACCCCCCCCUCCACCAGGCCCCCCCCCACCCGGUAGUACACACAUCUCGGAGGUUGAAGCAUCUCUGCGGCCAAAUCCCUCUCCCACACGCUACAGGCACCCAAACCACCCGAGUCGCCGCACAGCCCCAACACGCCCACCCAACAGGCUGCCCCCCUCACACCACCCCCCCCAGGCAGCCGAGACCCACCCGCAAGGGCUUGCGCCCCAGGCUCAUGGGAGCGGCGGCACCCGGGUAGAGGGGCCCACAGGAGAGGCCACCACAGAGCCCACACAAACCCCUCUCCCCCCACCGUUUGUACCUCGCUCUAACCUCCACACUGGCCCAGCCCCUCGACCCCCACCUUCAACCCCCCCUCCCGGCCGGGUUCCCCACGAGUGGCCCCGUUGGGCAGCCAUCACCCCCCACACACAGCCUGCCCGAUCUGUCCCCACGGAGGGGGAUGUCUCGAGGAGAGAGGGCAUGCACACAGAGCACCCCCCGCCCGGCGAACCACCCAUCCUCCCUCCAACCACCCCUUUGGCCCCACAGCCCCCCCUUCCUUCACAAACAGGCGCGGACAACCGGGUUGGCCGCCGGCGGAAGAACAGGGGCAGAGGAGGCAGAGGGUCAGCCCACGUACUCCCCCCUCCCUCCCUCCCCCACCAAGAGCCCCUCCCCACCCCGCAUCCUGUUGAACCCUUACCAGGCCCUACCGCUACAGCCCGACCACCAAACCCACACUCCCGCCCCGCUCCUACACCUCCACAGGGCCAUGGGAGCGGACCAGCCCACUCUCCCCUAUUCUGCCCCUCCCUUGAUGUGUCCCCCUCCCAGGUGGCGGCGGCCGCGAUCGCUACGGGGAUGGAGGCCGUCGGGUUGAGGGAUGCGCCCAUGGAAGACGCCACCGACUCCCCCUCCCAUCCCUCCCACCCCUUCCAUGUCGACGACCCCCUACCGCAACCCAUGGUGAUUGGGGAGGGCCAAGGGGGCCUCCUAGGGCAGGGUCCACACCCGAGCUCCGCUCAGCCAGCAAGCCCCACUCCACCCUCUACCCUGCCAGCCCUCCUACUCUCACCUACAGGCAGGCAGGUUUUCGAGACCCCAGAGGAGGUGAGGGCUGGCAUUUCAGAUUUGCUGGCGAUACACCGCCCGAGCAGCUCUCCGGCUGCCCCCACCCUCCCAGUCCCACAGGACCGGACCCGGACGUAUGCGGAGGUCACCCGGUCUGUCCCUUCUUUUAUCCCCCCUGCCACUCAGCCAGGCGCGUCACUCCCGACCCCAAUGGAGACGGACCAGGUUCAGAGGCCGUGUCACGCGCACCUAGAUGGGGUGGCGCCUCCCCCCGUUCAGCCCGUGGCGCAGGAGGUCACCAGCAGUAGGGAUGAGGCAUCCGCCCCUACCGAGACCCCUCCGCCUGGGGCAGCAGAGCCGUCACUUGAACCGCACCUCGCCGAGGGGCAGGAGCACACCACGGCACACACUUCAGGCUCACCCCCACGUCCCCCCUCCCCAGCUUCGACACCGGUUCCGGCACGAGGCCCGGCCCUAUCCUGUGCGACACCACCUCUAUCUUCGCUGACACCCCCCAUGCACGGGGUUGGUGAGUCAUCGCCUCCCCUCAUCCCAGGCGAUCCUCUCGGAGCUCAGGCCGCCCACGGGGUCCCCUCUACAGCCAGUUCCGACGCCACGGCCCCGAUUGACCCCGCCGACACGGCGAUAUCACCCGACCAGGUCGUGAGUUGCCCCACCUGCAGGAGCUCUCUCGCGAACCGACGCGCGCUCCAGCACCACUUUCCCUUCUGCCAUCCUGCGGACGCGGCUCGCAGGGCGCAGGCUGCCCAUGACACCGCCUCGAUCAUCCCUUCCCUCUCACAGCCCCGUGCGACCGGGAUACAGUUCACCGACGCACAGUGGCAGACGCUCGACUCGGUGGACUGGACAGAGUACUUCUCGCCCGAGCGUAUCCAUGCACGCCCUCUCCAACGUGUCCCGGAGAGGGUCCGCGGAGGAUAUCUCGACGUCCUCAGUGCGAUCCUAGUCCGCAUUGCCCAGGACCCGGAGGCUGCUGGCCCUACCUUCCUCCUCGCCGCAGCGCCGACUCUUUUCCUUGUUCCAGCGACGCCACCCGACCGCUCGCACACGGCUGCCAUUGCAACGCGCAUCUCCCGCUUUGGUCGAGGUGAGUGGGCUGAGCUAGUCUCAGAUGCACUAGGCCGUCGCACACCCCUUCCCCGGCGCACAGGUCACCGGUCACGCACCGCCACCGAUCCCUCUACAGCAGAUGAGCGCCGCAUCGCACGUUGCCUACGUCUGGCAGCGUGCAAUGAGACCUCACGGGCGUGCGCGGCUCUCGAGUCCGCGGAGGCAGCCCCAGAUACACAGGGGACGAUACAGCGCCUGCAGUCGAAGCACCCCAACGCGGAGAGGCCGACCCCAGCUUGGCAGUCUGGCUUCCAGGGGUCCCCUCUCGUGCUCUCGGUGGACCACUUACACCGCGCGAUUUUCACAGCUCCGCGGGGCUCUUCGGGAGGACCGUCCGGUUGGGUCGCUGAGCACCUGCGAGACACUUUCCUAGCUUUCCCCCAGAGUCUCCAUUUCCUCCUGGCCGUGUACCAGCAGUGGCUCCGAGGCCGUUGCGCUCCAGCUACGCGCUCCUUGCUAGCGUCUUCCACCCUCGUGGCUCUGGCGAAGUCGAACAUGGAUGUUCGGCCGAUUGCCAUCGGCGAGCGUCUUGCUUUGGAGCCGGUUCUGGUGGAGGGGGAUGUCCAGCUCUGGUCGUACGCCGAUGACACGUACGUGCUAGGUCCCCCAGACAGGGUGCUGCACCACUUUGCCGAGAUCGUGAGGCGCUUGGGCGAGAUGGGCCUUGCAGCCCAGCCGCACAAGUGCCUCGUCUACCAGACAGAGUCCUUUCUGUCCAGGGAUCUGGAGGCCUUCACGGGCCUAGGGAUCGAGGUCGCACGCCGAGGGCUCACCGUGACAGGCGUACCGGUAGGCACCGUUUCGUUCGUGGAGCAGAGUCUCCCGGAUCGUCUCGAGAGGAUGGGGCGGGUGCUACCUUGGCUUCCGAGGUUGCGCCAGCCCCAGACAGCUGCCCGCCUUCUGUCGGCGUGUGUCAGCACUCGUCCGCAGUACCUGUCGAGGACCGUCCCUCCUUCGCCCGCAGUGAUCUCUAGUUUUACACGGUGGGACGCACGCCUGGGAGAGACAUUUCAGCAGCUUUUAGCUUCAGGGACCUGGGCUUGUCGCGAGGACGUCCGAGAGGCCGCCCUAGACCAGAUCUUCCUCCCCAUCCGUCUCGGGGGUUUCGGCAUUCGUCGCAUGGCACGCAUUGCCCCGGUGAGUUUCGUGUGCUCCUGGGUGCAGUGUGCUCCCAUUCUCUGUUCUCUCCCUGCGUGUGGCGAGGCGUUUCGGCAGAGCUUCGCUUCAGGUGAGCCAGGGCAGAUCGACCGGGCUCUGCAGACGGCGCUAGAGGGUCUCCCACCUGACGUUCUCUCUCUCCUUCCCCCCUGGCCCUCUUGCGCUUCUGCCUCCCCCGAUUCCCUUUUUGCAGGAGCGAGCCGUCUUCUGGAGGCGCAUGCCUUGGAGGCCGUGCGUGCCCGUCACGCCUCUCCCUUGCACCUUGCCCGUUUGACUUCCCUUCAGGGCGCAGGUGCAGGGGCGUGGUUGACGUCGGUGCCGUACGCUGACCCACUGCGCAUCCCGGAGGCGCUGUGGCAGGCGGCUUCAUCUUCUCGUCUUGGUCUCCCUAUCCCCCAGUUAGCCCUUGCAGGUCAGUGCUCCUGCGGACAGGCGAUUGACGACAUGACGGUGCCUCAUCACGCGGUUCGGUGCCCGCGCUACGGGGUCGCCACUACCAUCCACGACACGGUGAAGUACAUGCUUCGAGACUUUGCGGUCGAGGCGGGCUUCGCAGUAAAGGUGGAGGACUCUACGCUGUUCACACAGUUGGAGGCGGCUCGAGCGAGACUACUGGGACAGCCAGUGGUGGGAGAGGGGACGCGGGCUGAGGGACCGGGGGAGCAGAGAGGCGAGGCGGGAUCGCCGGGUGGCGGGGGACAGUGGGGACAGCACCAGCUGCGGGGUCAGGUGGAGCGAGGGAUAGGGGGGCAGAGGGGUCGGCAGGGGGAGCAGACGGGCCAGGACGGAGAGGGGAGACGGCACAGGCAGCAGCAGGAGAGCCAGGGGAGGCCGCGGGCCCAGGGCGCCGCGCCUCCAGGUUCGGCCUCGGGGGUGGGGCAGGGGCGGGAGCAGCAGAGAGCGGACGGAGGUACAGGAGGGGCAGCGGGAUUGGGAGGGGAGGGCCAGGGAGUGAGAGAGGCAGCAGGGGAUGGAGCAGGGGGGUCGGGAGGGUUGGGGGAGGGUAGAGAGGGGGAGGGGAGAGGACAGGUGGAUGGAGGAGAGGAGAGGGGGAGAGAGACGAUCGGAGAGGAGGCACCAAGGGACCAGACAAGGCAGCAGCCAGCGCAACAGCAGGGACCAGUCGGACGCACAGGCCGUGUAGGCACCGCCUCCCGCAUCCCAGACCUCACCUGCCGCGACGUUGGCCAGGGUCUGAUGCACAGCGGAGGAGGGAUAGAGGUGGGGGGGGAUGACGGAUCGGCACGGAUAUUUGAGGCAGGACUCACUACACGCCUCUCCGUUGCACUGCAGCGCGCGCAGGCUCAAUGCAUGAUCCAGCAUGCGGUGCGGCAGUUAGGGGGAUCCGACGACGGGUGGAUGCCCGCACCAGUCCCACUGGGUGCGGGGCAGGGUACUUGGCACCACGUCACAGGUCACACCCCCUGCCCCCUCAUGCCAUCCGCUCCCCCCGCCCCUACCCUCCGCGUGCCCGCUCCCUUGCCGCCUCUUUUGACCCUCCCUGCCCCCCCUCGCCGUUUCCCACCGCCCGCCAUUCGCUCCUCCCCGCCCGUGCGCUCCCCUCCUUUACCUUCUCCUCCCCCCUCCCCUCCUCUGCUGCACGCCUCUUCCUUCCCCUCGCCGACCCACUCCACUCCCUGCCCCUCCUCAAUCCGCACCCUGCCCCUCGUAUCUCGCCCCCCUAUGCUUGGUUUCUCCCCUCCCUGCCCCUCGCCGCCUUUCCCCGCUCCCCACCUCCCCCCUCUCCCUGCCCCCCCCACUCUCCCCCCCCCUUGUCCUUGGCUUCCUACCUCCCUGCCUCACCUUUCCCCCCUCCGUGUGCUCAGCUUCUCCCCUCCCUGCCCCUCCCUCCUCCCCGCCCUGCCCCUCAUUUUCCGCCCCCCCCACGCCCGGUUUCUCCCCUCCCCGCGCCUCCCUUUCUUUCUCCGUGCCUCUCCUUUGCUCCCUCCCUGCCCCCGCCUGCCCAUGCCCCUGUCUUUGGCUUCUCCCCUCCCUGCCCCACGUUUCUUCCCUCCCUGCCCCCAGUCUGCCCCUCCCUUGUUUUCCCCUCACCCAUUGCUUCUCUCCUCCCUGCCCUUGAUUUCCCACACCCCUGCCCUCGUUUCCUAUCAUCCAUGCCUCUCUUGGCCCAGCCCCUGCCCGUUGCUGCCCCUCCCCUUGCCCCCUCAACUCCCCUGCCCCCCGUACACCCCAAGUCCCAUCCAACCGCCCCCACCCUCCCCCGGCUGCCCGUUUCCGCUCUCCACCCCCGCGACCGUGUGCGGCUUCCAACCGCCCAACGGUGGUGCGCACGGGGCGUUUCUUCGCAUGGGCAAGCCUCCCCGGGGGCCCCCCACCCCGCUGGGUCGUUGUUUGGGCAAAAAAACGAAAAGAAAAGAAUCGGACGCGCUAAAAUCGUCCUUUCUUUUUCCCGCUUGCCCCUCCCCCGGCACGUGCCGAGCAAGGGGCAUAAAUGGGUACAACACGAGGACUUCCCGGGAGGUCACCCAGCCCAGUACUGCUCUCGCUCCAGGUUCGGCCUCGGAGGAGGGGCAGGGGCGGGAGCAGCAGAGAGCGGACGGAGGUACAGGAGGGGCAGCGGGAUUGGGAGGGGAGGGCCAGGGAGUGAGAGAGGCAGCAGGGGAUGGAGCAGGGGGGUCGGGAGGGUUGGGGGAGGGUAGAGAGGGGGAGGGGAGAGGACAGGUGGAUGGAGGAGAGGAGAGGGGGAGAGAGACGAUCGGAGAGGAGGCACCAAGGGACCAGACAGGGCAGCAGCCAGCGCAACAGCAGGGACCAGUCGGACGCACAGGCCGUGUAGGCACCGCCUCCCGCAUCCCAGACCUCACCUGCCGCGACGUUGGCCAGGGUCUGAUGGUUCUUGUGGAUGUCUCCAUAGCGGAUCCACAGCGGGAGGGGAACGUGCAGCUGAGACGGGCGACCCCCACACAGAUUGGAGUGGCAGCAGCUAGGCGGGUGCAGGAGAAGCUGCGGCACUGGGGGCCGCACUUAGAGGGGCUGCAGCCGGCACCACACUUUUACGCGUGCGUGGCGGAGACCUUUGGCCUUUUGAGUGAGCCGCUGCGUCAGUUUCUGGGGCUCUGCGCAAAGAGGAUAGCACAGCGGAGGAGGGAUAGAGGUGGGGGGGAUGACGGAUCGGCACGGAUAUUUGAGGCAGGACUCACUACACGCCUCUCCGUUGCACUGCAGCGCGCGCAGGCUCAAUGCAUGAUCCAGCAUGCGGUGCGGCAGUUAGGGGGAUCCGACGACGGGUGGAUGCCCGCACCAGUCCCACUGGGUGCGGGGCAGGGUACUUGGCACCACGUCACAGGUCACACCCCCUGCCCCCUCAUGCCAUCCGCUCCCCCCGCCCCUACCCUCCGCGUGCCCGCUCCCUUGCCGCCUCUUUUGACCCUCCCUGCCCCCCCUCGCCGUUUCCCACCGCCCGCCAUUCGCUCCUCCCCGCCCGUGCGCUCCCCUCCUUUACCUUCUCCUCCCCCCUCCCCUCCUCUGCUGCACGCCUCUUCCUUCCCCUCGCCGACCCACUCCACUCCCUGCCCCUCCUCAAUCCGCACCCUGCCCCUCGUAUCUCGCCCCCCUAUGCUUGGUUUCUCCCCUCCCUGCCCCUCGCCGCCUUUCCCCGCUCCCCACCUCCCCCCUCUCCCUGCCCCCCCCACUCUCCCCCCCCCUUGUCCUUGGCUUCCUACCUCCCUGCCUCACCUUUCCCCCCUCCGUGUGCUCAGCUUCUCCCCUCCCUGCCCCUCCCUCCUCCCCGCCCUGCCCCUCAUUUUCCGCCCCCCCCACGCCCGGUUUCUCCCCUCCCCGCGCCUCCCUUUCUUUCUCCGUGCCUCUCCUUUGCUCCCUCCCUGCCCCCGCCUGCCCAUGCCCCUGUCUUUGGCUUCUCCCCUCCCUGCCCCACGUUUCUUCCCUCCCUGCCCCCCGUCUGCCCCUCCCUUGUUUUCCCCUCACCCAUUGCUUCUCUCCUCCCUGCCCUUGAUUUCCCACACCCCUGCCCUCGUUUCCUAUCAUCCAUGCCCCUCUUGGCCCAGCCCCUGCCCGUUGCUGCCCCUCCCCUUGCCCCCUCAACUCCCCUGCCCCCCGUACACCCCAAGUCCCAUCCAACCGCCCCCACCCUCCCCCGGCUGCCCGUUUCCGCUCUCCACCCCCGCGACCGUGUGCGGCUUCCAACCGCCCAACGGUGGUGCGCACGGGGCGUUUCUUCGCAUGGGCAAGCCUCCCCGGGGGCCCCCCACCCCGCUGGGUCGUUGUUUGGGCAAAAAAACGAAAAGAAAAGAAUCGGACGCGCUAAAAUCGUCCUUUCUUUUUCCCGCUUGCCCCUCCCCCGGCACGUGCCGAGCAAGGGGCAUAAAUGGGUACAACACGAGGACUUCCCGGGAGGUCACCCAGCCCAGUACUGCUCUCGCUCCAGGUUCGGCCUCGGAGGAGGGGCAGGGGCGGGAGCAGCAGAGAGCGGACGGAGGUACAGGAGGGGCAGCGGGAUUGGGAGGGGAGGGCCAGGGAGUGAGAGAGGCAGCAGGGGAUGGAGCAGGGGGGUCGGGAGGGUUGGGGGAGGGUAGAGAGGGGGAGGGGAGAGGACAGGUGGAUGGAGGAGAGGAGAGGGGGAGAGAGACGAUCGGAGAGGAGGCACCAAGGGACCAGACAGGGCAGCAGCCAGCGCAACAGCAGGGACCAGUCGGACGCACAGGCCGUGUAGGCACCGCCUCCCGCAUCCCAGACCUCACCUGCCGCGACGUUGGCCAGGGUCUGAUGGUUCUUGUGGAUGUCUCCAUAGCGGAUCCACAGCGGGAGGGGAACGUGCAGCUGAGACGGGCGACCCCCACACAGAUUGGAGUGGCAGCAGCUAGGCGGGUGCAGGAGAAGCUGCGGCACUGGGGGCCGCACUUAGAGGGGCUGCAGCCGGCACCACACUUUUACGCGUGCGUGGCGGAGACCUUUGGCCUUUUGAGUGAGCCGCUGCGUCAGUUUCUGGGGCUCUGCGCAAAGAGGAUAGCACAGCGGAGGAGGGAUAGAGGUGGGGGGGAUGACGGAUCGGCACGGAUAUUUGAGGCAGGACUCACUACACGCCUCUCCGUUGCACUGCAGCGCGCGCAGGCUCAAUGCAUGAUCCAGCAUGCGGUGCGGCAGUUAGGGGGAUCCGACGACGGGUGGAUGCCCGCACCAGUCCCACUGGGUGCGGGGCAGGGUACUUGGCACCACGUCACAGGUCACACCCCCUGCCCCCUCAUGCCAUCCGCUCCCCCCGCCCCUACCCUCCGCGUGCCCGCUCCCUUGCCGCCUCUUUUGACCCUCCCUGCCCCCCCUCGCCGUUUCCCACCGCCCGCCAUUCGCUCCUCCCCGCCCGUGCGCUCCCCUCCUUUACCUUCUCCUCCCCCCUCCCCUCCUCUGCUGCACGCCUCUUCCUUCCCCUCGCCGACCCACUCCACUCCCUGCCCCUCCUCAAUCCGCACCCUGCCCCUCGUAUCUCGCCCCCCUAUGCUUGGUUUCUCCCCUCCCUGCCCCUCGCCGCCUUUCCCCGCUCCCCACCUCCCCCCUCUCCCUGCCCCCCCCACUCUCCCCCCCCCUUGUCCUUGGCUUCCUACCUCCCUGCCUCACCUUUCCCCCCUCCGUGUGCUCAGCUUCUCCCCUCCCUGCCCCUCCCUCCUCCCCGCCCUGCCCCUCAUUUUCCGCCCCCCCCACGCCCGGUUUCUCCCCUCCCCGCGCCUCCCUUUCUUUCUCCGUGCCUCUCCUUUGCUCCCUCCCUGCCCCCGCCUGCCCAUGCCCCUGUCUUUGGCUUCUCCCCUCCCUGCCCCACGUUUCUUCCCUCCCUGCCCCCCGUCUGCCCCUCCCUUGUUUUCCCCUCACCCAUUGCUUCUCUCCUCCCUGCCCUUGAUUUCCCACACCCCUGCCCUCGUUUCCUAUCAUCCAUGCCCCUCGUUUCCCCCCUUUGUACGUUCAGCCUCUUCCCUCCCUGCCCCUCCCUUCCUCCCCCCCUGCCCUUUGCUCUCCCCUCGUUACGCUCCCUUCUCCCCAUCCCUGCUGCCCUCUUACCACCAUCAGCCCAUCCCCACGACCAGCCCCCCUCCCACCCUUCAAUCCCCCCCUCCCUCUCUCUCUCUCUCUCUCUCUCUCUCUCUCUCUCUCUCUCUCUCUCUUUCUCACACACACACACACACGCACACUCCCCUCCCCCACCCCCCCCACGUACAUCCUCCCAUUCUGCCCCUCCCUGCCCCUUUCCCACCCCCUCGCACGCCCCUCACCUCCCACCUCCGUGCAACUGGUUUCCCCCCUAUGGUGCCACCCUUGCAUCGCUCGCCCCUCUGCUCACCCUCUGCCCGCCCCUUUUCCUCCCAUCCAACCGCCCCCACCCUCCCCCGGCUGCCCGUUUCCGCUCUCCACCCCCGCGACCGUGUGCGGCUUCCAACCGCCCAACGGUGCAUUACCGCCCCUCUCCCCUUAUCCCCCACCACGCCCCCAAGCAGGCCUUUCUCCCCCCAGCCUCCCGUCUCCCUGCCCUUAGUACCGCCGCGCUCUGCCCGUGCGUCACCCUUGCCCACUUCAUACCACCUCCCCCUUCUCCCCCCCCCCCGGCUUCUCCCUAUCAUCACCCGCAUGUUCCCCCACUCCCCUGUCCACAACGUCCCUCCACCCCCCUUCCUGCUUUCCCCACUCCCACUCUGCCCCCCACACCUCUACGAGCCGUACUUCCCCCUCCAGCCUCCCUUUCCCCCCCAGCUACUUCCGCAUCCAGCGUGGGCUGCACCUCUGCAUCCCGCCCUGCCAGGCCCUUCGGUGACCCAACUGCCGCCACCUGGCACCACGCCGCCUUUCCCACCCCCAUCCAAUCUCUACACCCCCUGCCCCUGCUCCCUGCGCAAUCCAGCCACCUACCCCAGCCUCCCUCUACCUCUCCCUAACUCCACACCGCCGUUCCUACCCCCAGCCAAGGUCUACACCCCUUGCUUUUGCUCCCUGGGCUGUGCCGUCCCCAACCUCCCUCCGCCUUUCCGCGGCACCAGACCGCCUCUCCCUCCCCCAGCCAACUUUUGCACCCCCUGUUCCUGCCCCUUGUGCCCUCCAACACCCUACCUCAACCCCCCCCAGUCUCCCCCUUCUCCAACACCCUCCAUAUUUCCUCCCCCCUGGGGCUCGCCCAUCCGCAGCUAUCACCCUUCAUCGAUUCCCCAAUUCCCUCUGUCCCCUGUUUCCCGGCCCCGCAUCCUAUCCUGCAUUUACCACAGCACCUCCUUUCGGUGCCCUCUCUGCCCUCCCACGUUCUCACCCCCCGCCUCCCAACCUUCUCAUUACCCGCUACCAGGCUCACGCCAACUCGACUACCCACUACCCUUUGCCCCUUCCUCUCUGUUCCCCACCCUUCCUUUCCCACCUGGCUCCACCUGCCCACCCCCACCUCCCGUGGAAUUCUGCCCUGCCCUCCCCACCUCUGGCCCACCACCUGUCCCCACACCCUGCUCACCCACCGCUACACCACCCCCGCCCCCCCACCUCCACUACAGCCCGCCAACACUUCCCCUCUCAAUCGGCCCCCAGCCCGCCCCCCCCUUGGGCCCCAAUCCCCUCCAACUGUCAGGCCCCCUCUACCCUCUCUUCCACCCACUGCGCACCGCUUUCCCCACCCUUUUCCCCUUUCCCCAAGCUAACCCCCCGCACCCCGGCCUCUGCCAGGGAGUUCCUUCCCCCUUUGACGCCCUCUUGAGCCAACCCCAGCAACUCACACCGCCACCGCCAGGCAUGCUGCCUCUAGCCAGGGGGGAACUUGCAGCUGACACUGCACGGGAAGGGGUAAGUGAGUUUGUGUGUGAAGGAGCAGCAGAGGCUACAGAGGAUGGGGCAGCAAAGGCUGCACGGGAAGGGGCAAUGGGGGUUGUGGGGGAAGGGGCAGCAGAGGCUGCAGAGGAAAGGGCAGCAGAGGCUGCAAGGGAAGGGGCAGCAGCGGCUGCACGGGAAAGGGCGGCAGGGGCUGCACGGGAAGGGGCGGCAGGGACCGUGACUCUGGCCAGGCAAAGGGCAGAGGCCAUGGAGACAGGUUUUGCAGGAGUAGGGGCCACGGAACCUGCUGCUGCGUCGGCUGGGGGAACCGCAGCAGAGGAGGCUAUAGGGACCGCACCAGUCGAGGCUGCAAGGACUGCAGCAGGAGCGACAGAGGCCACAGCGGGGGCUGGUAUAGGGGGAGGUGCUACGGGUGCAGCGGGGAAGGGGGUAACGGGGACUGGUGCGAGGGAGAGUGCCGCCCCGGCUGUAGCAAGAGAGGGUACGGCAGGGGCCUCAAAGGCAGAAGGUGAGGCUGCAGCUGAAGCAGCAGGGAGGGCCAUAGCACGGCCAGUAGGGGCGGCAGGGGCCGCAGCAAACUCGGGGAAACACACAGCAGGGCCGGCAGGGCCGGCAGAGACUGCAAAAGGGGCUAGCAGUAAAGCGGCAGCAGGCGGGGUGGGCUUGGGGGACAUAGGGGCAACAGGGGAAGGAGAGGGGAGGGUGGUCCCGACCGGGGUGGGCACUGAAGAGGGGGAUGUGAUAGCGAUAGAGGAGGAUGAGGGAGAGGAUGUGAUGCACAUUGACGGGCCACUGGCCCAAUACCUCACGCUUGACGGUGAGGCCGACCCGGCCCCCCUGCAGCCUCACGUCGAGGUUCCCCCUCUACCCCCCAUGCCCGUCCCCAUGCUAGCAGAAGGACCGAUGGAGGGGCUGGGGGAGACCUUGAGGACAGAGCCGCGCGAGGGAGCCCCCAUCCUCACCUCCCGUCCUCCAGCCCACCAGCCCCCAGGAGCACCACUUCCCCACCCCCACCCUCAGGUCCCGGUAGUGUCCAGGGGGGCAGCCAAGGCCCUGGCCUUCUUGGCGGAGCCGUGCUCCCCGACCCCCACGCUGCUCCAUGGCCAGCCCCCCUCUCCGUCCCCAACGCCUGACCCCACGGUUGCAGGCGGUCCACCGGGAGAGCACGCGGCACACCUCUGCCCCCACCCUCAGGGGCUCCUUAGAGCACCACGUGGAGCAGCCAGGGCUCUGGUCUUCCUAGAGGAGCCAUGCUCCCCGACUCCUACCAACACCCAGCCACCCCUUACCGGCCCACUACCCCCUCCUCCACCAGGCCCCCCCCCCACCCGUCGCCGCACAGCCCCAACACGCCCACCCAACAGGCUGCCCUCCCCACACCACCCCCCCCAGGCAGCCGAGACCCACCCGCAAGGGCUUGCGCCCCAGGCUCAUGGGAGCGGCGGCACCCGGGUAGAGGGGCCCACAGGAGAGGCCACCACAGAGCCCACACAAAUCUCUCUCCCCCCACCGUUUGUACCUCGCUCUAACCUCCACACUGGCCCAGCCCCUCGACCCCCACCUCCAACCCCCUCUCCCGGCCGGGUUCCCCACGAGUGGCCCCGUUGGGCAGCCAUCACCCCCCACACACAGCUUGCCCGAUCUGUUCCCACGGAGGGGGAUGUUUCGAGGAGAGUGGGGAUGCACACAGAGCACCCCCUGCCUGGCGAACCACCCAUCCUCCCUCCACCCACCCCUUUGGCCCCACAGCCCCCCCUUCCUUCACAAACAGGCGCGGACAACCAGGUUGGCCGCCGGCGGAAGAACAGGGGCAGAGGAGGCAGAGGGUCAGCCCACGUACUCCCCCCUCCCUCCCUCCCCCACCAAGAGCCCCUCCCCACCUCACAUCCCGUUGAACAAUUACCAGGCCCUACCUCUACAGCCCGUCCACCAAACCUACACUCCCGCCCCGCUCCUGCACCUCCACAGGGCCAUGGGAGCGGACCAGCCCACUCACCCCCAUUCUGCCCCUCCCGUGCUGUGUCCCCCUCCCAGGUGGCGGCGGCCGCGAUCGCUACUGGGAGGGGGGCCGUCGGGUUGAGGGAUGCGCCCAUGGCAGACGCCACCGACUCCCCCUCCCAUCCCUCCCACCCCUUCCAUGUCGACGACCCCCUACCGCAACCCAUGGUGAUUGGGGAGGGCCAAGGGGGCCUUCUAGGGCAGGGUCCACACCCGAGCUCCGCUCAGCCAGCACGCCCCACUCCACCCUCUACCCUGCCAGCCCUCCUACUCUCACCUACAGGCAGGCAGGUCUUCGAGACCCCAGAGGAGGUGAGGGCUGGCAUUUCAGAUUUGCUGGCGAUACACCGCCUGAGCAGCUCUCCGGCUGCCCCCACCCUUCCAGUCCCACAGGACCGGACCCGGACGUAUGCGGAGGUCACCCGGUCUGUCCCUUCUUUUAUCCCCCCCGCCACUCAGCCAGGCGCGUCACUCCCGACCCCAAUGGAGACGGACCGGGGUCUGAGGCCGUGUCACUCGCACCUAGACGGGGUGGCGCCUCCCCCCGUUCAGCCCGUGGCGCAGGAGGUCACCAGCAGUAGGGAUGAGGCAUCCGCCCCUACCGAGACCCCUCCGCCUGGGGUAGCAGAGCCGUCACUUGAACCGCACCCCGCCGAGGGGCAGGAGCACACCACGGCACACACUUCAGGCUCACCUCCACGUCCCCCCUCCCCAGCUUCAACACCGGUGCCGGCACGAGGCCCGGCCCUAUCCUGCGAUCCUGUCGGAGCUCAGGCCGCCCACGGGGUCCCCUCUACAGCCAGUUCCGACGCCACGGCCCCGAUUGACCCCGCCGACACGGCGACAUCACCCGACCAGGUCGUGAGUUGCCCCACCUGCAGGAGCUCUCUCGCGAACCGACGCGCGCUCCAGCACCACAUUCCCUUCUGCCAUCCUGCGGACGCGGCUCGCAGGGCGCAGGCUGCCCAUGAUACCGCCUCGAUCAUCCCUUCCCUCUCACAGCCCCGUGCGACCGGGAUGCAGUUCACCGACGCACAGUGGCAGACGCUCGACUCGGUGGACUGGACAGAGUACUUCUCGCCCGAGCGUAUCCAUACACGCCCUCUCCGACGUGUCCCGGAGAGGGUCCGCGGAGGAUAUCUUGACGUCCUCAGUGCGAUCCUAGUCCGCAUUGCCCAGGACCCGGAGGCUGCUGGCCCUACCUUCCUCCUCGCUGCAGCGCCGACUCUUUUCCUUGUUCCAGCGACGCCACCCGACCGCUCGCACACGGCUGCCAUUGCAACGCGCAUCUCUCGCUUUGGUCGAGGUGAGUGGGCUGAGCUAGUCUCAGAUGCACUAGGCCGUCGCACACCCCUUCCUCGCCGCACAGGUCACCGGUCACGCACCGCCACCGAUCCCUCUGCAGCAGAUGAGCGCCGCAUUGCACGUUGCCUUCGUCUGGCAGCGUGCAAUGAGACCUCACGGGCGUGCGCGGCUCUCGAGUCCGCGGAGGCAGCCCCAGAUACACAGGGGACGAUACAGCGCCUGCAGUCGAAGCACCCCAACGCGGAGAGGCCGACCCCAGCUUGGCUGUCUGGCUUCCAGGGGUCCCCUCUCGUGCUCUCGGUGGAUCACUUACGCCGCGCGAUUUUCACAGCUCCGCGGGGCUCUUCGGGAGGACCGUCCGGUUGGGUCGCUGAGCACCUGCGAGACACUUUCCUAGCUUUCCCUCAGAGUCUCCAUUUCCUCCUGGCCGUGUACCAGCAGUGGCUCCGAGGCCGUUGCGCUCCAGCUGCGCGCUCCUUGCUAGCGUCCUCCACCCUCGUGGCUCUGGCGAAGUCGAACAUGGAUGUUCGGCCGAUUGCCAUCGGCGAGGUUUUGGUCCGCAUUCUUUCUCGGGCAGUUUGUCUCCAGCUACGUGACCAGAUGGCGAGGGUCUUCUUGGCAUCACAGCAGUUUGGGGUGGGGGUUACGUGCGGGACAGAGGUCGUAGUUAGAGGCGUCCGCCGCGCUCUGGCUGACCACCCAGACUGGGUGGUCCUGCAGCUAGACGUGGCGAAUGCCUUUAACUCUUUCCACCGAGACAGGAUGUUUCAGGCGCUGCAGGCCAGUCCGGAGUUUCAGUGUCUGAUCCCCUUCAUCGGCCUCUUCUACGGGACGCCCUCGGAUCUCCACUACAGGUCAGGCACGGGAGUGGUCACGAUGCACUCGGAGCGGGGCACUCGCCAGGGAGACCCUCUCAGCCCCUUCUUGUACGCUCUGACACAGCGUCUUGCUUUGGAGCCGGUUCUGGCGGAGGGGGAUGUCCAGCUCUGGUCGUACGCCGAUGACACGUACGUGCUAGGUCCCCCAGACAGGGUGCUGCACCAUUUUGCCGAGAUCGUGAGGCGCUUGGGCGAGAUGGGCCUUGCAGCCCAGCCGCACAAGUGCCUCGUCUACCAGACAGAGUCCUUUCUGUCCAGGGAUCUGGAGGCUUUCACGGGCCUAGGGAUCGAGGUCGCACGCCGAGGGCUCACCGUGACAGGCGUACCGGUAGGCACCGUUUCGUUCGUGGAGCAGAGUCUCCCGGAUCGUCUCGAGAGGAUGGGGCGGGUGCUACCUUGGCUUCCGAGGUUGCGCCAGCCCCAGACAGCUGCCCGCUCUUCUUUCGGCGUGUGUCAGCACUCGUCCGCAGUACCUGUCGAGGACCGGACCUGGGCUUGUCGCGAGGACGUCCGAGAGGCCGCCCUAGACCAGAUCUUCCUCCCCAUCCGUCUCGGGGGUUUCGGCAUUCGUCGCAUGGCGCGCAUGGCCCCGAGCUUCGCUUCAGGUGAGCCAGAGCAGAUCGACCGGGCUCUGCAGACGGCGCUAGAGGGUCUCCCUCCUGACGUUCUCUCUCUCCUUCCCCCCUGGCCCUCUUGCGCUUCUGCCUCCCCCGAUUCCCUUUUUGCAGGAGCGAGCCGUCUUCUGGAGGCGCAUGCCUUGGAGGCCGUGCGUGCCCGUCACACCUCUCCCUUGCACCUUGCCCGUUUGACUUCCCUUCAGGGCGGAGGUGCAGGAGCGUGGUUGACGUCGGUGCCGUACGCCGACCCACUUGCGCAUCCCGGAGGCGCUGUGGCAGGCGGCUUCAUCUUCUCGUCUUGGUCUCCCUAUCCCCCAGUUAGCCCUUGCAGCCAGUGGUGGGAGAGGGGACACGGGCUGAGGGACCGGGGGAGCGGAGAGGCGAGGCGGGACAGCCGGGUGGCGGGGGACAGUGGGGACGGCACCAGCUGCGGGGGUCAGGUGGAGCGAGGGACAGGUGGGCAGAGGGGACGGCAGGGGGAGCAGACGGGCCAGGACGGGGAGGGGGGACGGCACAGGCAGCAGCAGGAGAGCCAGUGGAGGCCGCGGGCCCAGGGCGCCGCGCCUCCAGGUUCGGCCUCGGGGGCGGGGCAGGGGCGGGAGCAGCAGAGAGCGGACGGAGGUACAGGAGGGGCAGCGGGAUUGGGAGGGGAGGGCCAGGGAGUGAGAGAGGCAGCAGGGGAUGGAGCAGGGGGGUCGGGAGGUUUGGGGGAGGGUAGGGAGGGGGAGGGGAGAGGACAGGGUCUGAUGGUUCUUGUGGAUGUCUCCAUAGCGGAUCCACAGCGGGAGGGGAACGUGCAGCUGAGACGGGCGACCCCCACACAGAUUGGAGUGGCAGCAGCUAGGCGGGUGCAGGAGAAGCUGCGUCACUGGGGGCCGCACUUAGAGGGGCUGCAGCCGGCACCACACUUUUACGCGUGCGUGGCGGAGACCUUUGGCCUUCUGAGUGAGCCGCUGCGUCAGUUUCUGGGGCUCUGCGCAAAGAGGAUAGCACAGCGGAGGAGGGAUAGAGGUGGGGGGGAUGACGGAUCGGCACGGAUAUUUGAGGCAGGACUCACUACACGCCUCUCCGUUGCACUGCAGCGCGCGCAGGCUCAAUGCAUGAUCCAGCAUGCGGUGCGGCAGUUAGGGAGUCACACCCCCUGCCCCCUCAUGCCAUCCGCUCCCCCCGCCCCUACCCUCCGCGUGCCCGCUCCCUUGCCGCCUCUUUUGACCCUCCCUGCCCCCCCUCGCCGUUUCCCACCGCCCGCCAUUCGCUCCUCCCCGCCCGUGCGCUCCCCUCCUUUACCUUCUCCUCCCCCCUCCCCUCCUCUGCUGCACGCCUCUUCCUUCCCCUCGCCGACCCACUCCACUCCCUGCCCCUCCUCAAUCCGCACCCUGCCCCUCGUAUCUCGCCCCCCUAUGCUUGGUUUCUCCCCUCCCUGCCCCUCGCCGCCUUUCCCCGCUCCCACCUCCCCCCUCUCCCUGCCCCCCCCCACUCUCCCCCCCCUUGUCCUUGGCUUCCUACCUCCCUGCCUCACCUUUCCCCCCUCCGUGUGCUCAGCUUCUCCCCUCCCUGCCCCUCCUCCUCCCCGCCCUGCCCCUCAUUUUCCGCCCCCCCCCACGCCCGGUUUCUCCCCUCCCCGCGCCUCCCUUUCUUUCUCCGUGCCUCUCCUUUGCUCCCUCCCUGCCCCCGCCUGCCCAUGCCCCUGUCCUUGCUUCUCCCCUCCCUGCCCCACGUUUCUUCCCUCCCUGCCCCCGUCUGCCCCUCCCUUGUUCUCCCCUCACCCCAUUGCUUCUCUCCUCCCUGCCCUUGAUUUCCCACACCCCUGCCCUCGUUUCCUAUCAUCCAUGCUCUCGUUUCCCCCCUUUGUACGUUCAGCCUCUUCCCUCCCUGCCCCUCCCUUCCUCCCCCCCUGCCCUUUGCUCUCCCCUCGUUACGCUCCCUUCUCCCCAUCCCUGCUGCCCUCUUACCACCAUCAGCCCAUCCCCACGACCAGCCCCCCUCCACCCUUCAAUCCCCCCCUCCCUCCCUCUCUCUCUCUCUCUCUUUCUCUCACACAACACACACACGCACACUCCCCUCCCCCCACCCCCCCCCCCACCUACAUCCUCCCAUUCUGCCCCUCCCCUGCCCCUUUCCCCACCCCCCUCGCACGCCCCUCACCUCCCACCUCCGUGCAACUG